Molecule: messenger RNA, 6080 nt
Organism: Perognathus longimembris pacificus (Pacific pocket mouse)
Lineage: Eukaryota; Metazoa; Chordata; Mammalia; Rodentia; Heteromyidae
Gene: Adar
Product: adenosine deaminase RNA specific
Exons: 14
Coding region: 766-3534 (922 amino acids)
Biological process (GO): adenosine to inosine editing; RNA processing
Cellular component (GO): nucleolus; cytoplasm
Molecular function (GO): tRNA-specific adenosine deaminase activity; double-stranded RNA binding; double-stranded RNA adenosine deaminase activity
Source: RefSeq, a predicted model, not a curated record
CCAGGAUGGGAUAGGACACCACAGAUCCAUGGCAGCCCUAACCCCCUUUCUCUCACCCAUCUUGUUCUGCAGGGGUGUUCCAUCACCAGACACCACACCCAACCCCGUCAAGGCGAUGAGCACAGCAGGCACAGAUGGCAGCAAUCACAGCCAGGAUUUUACCCUAAUAAAUUCCAGCUCCAGCAAAUAGAGUUUCUCAAGGGACAGCUCCCAGAAGCACCUUUAAUUGGAAAGCAGACACCAUCACUGCUGGGCCCCGUCCUCCCAGGAUUCUGGCCAAGGUUUCCAGAACCAUCUGCCUCAGACAGGCACCAAGAGAUCUGGGGCAAACAGCUCAGAAGUCAGGGGCUCCACAUAAGACCCCAGCUUCCUUUGCCAUGUGGUAGGGUUCUGUCAUGGACAGGUGUUGAUAGGCUCUCCUCACACUUCCAGGAGCUGAGCAUCAGACAGGAUCAAGAGCAAAAGAUCUUAGAGCUCUUGAAAGAGAAGGCUACCACAGUACAUGAGCUGGCUAGGAAGCUCAAGGCCCAGAAGAAGGAAGUCAAUCAAGUUUUAUACUCUCUAGCAAGGAAGGGUAAGCUGCAGAAGGGGGUAGGAACACCCCCUUUGUGGAGCAUCACAACCUCAUUUCAGCCCCAGGACCAACCCAACAGUGUAGUGAGUCCAGACAAUCAAAGCCAGGGUGCCCCUGACUCAGAGCCCAGUUUGAAAGCUGAAGAGGAAGAUCCCACAUCUGACUUAGAAGAUCCUCCUGAGCCUUUUGAUAUGGCUGAGAUCAAGGAGAAAAUCUGCAACUACCUGUUCAAUGUGCCUAACUCCUCUGCCCUGAAUGUGGCUAGAAGUAUUGGCUUCAGCAAGGCCCGAGAUGUGAAUACAGUGCUGAUUGACUUGGAAAGGCAGGGCGAUGUCUACAGGCAAGGGGCAACCCCUCCCAUUUGGUAUUUGACAGACAAGAAGCGAGAGAGGAUGCAAAUCAAGAGAAAUACACGAAGUGUUCCCGCAGCCACUCCAGCUGCUGUCCCUGAGACCCAAAGAAACAUGGCACUCUCCACCUGUCAUUUACCCUCAUCACAGGCCUCAAAUAAGAUGGUAACCACAGUAAAAAUGGAGAAUGGGCAGGGACCUGUCCUAAGGUUUGAAAGCAGGAGAGAGGGCAGACCAAUGAGACUGAAACCACCUGUCUAUCACAAUGGCCCAUCGAGAGCAGGGUAUGUUGACUUUGAAAAUGGCCAGUGGGCCACAGAUGACAUCCCAGAUAACUUGAAUAGCAUCCGCGCAGGUGAGUUUCGAGCCAUCAUGGAGAUGCCCUCCUUCUACAGCCCUGGCUUGCCACGCUGUUCCCCCUACAAGAAGCUGACAGAGUGCCAGCUGAAGAACCCUGUCAGUGGGCUGUUAGAGUAUGCCCAGUUCGCUAGUCAGACCUGUGAGUUCAACCUGAUAGAUCAGAGCGGACCGCCUCAUGAACCUCGAUUUAAAUUCCAAGUUGUCAUCAGUGGCCGAGAGUUCCCCCCAGCCGAAGCUGGUAGCAAGAAAGUGGCCAAGCAGGACGCAGCCCUGAAAGCCAUGACAAUUCUGCUUCGGGAAGCCAAAGCCAAGGACAGCGGAAACCUGGAAGACUUGUCCUGCUGUUCCCUGGAGGAUGAGCUGGAGAAGACAGAGGAGCAGGAGGCCUCCACCCCUUCAGCAACCUCCUUAUUGUCUGGGAAGAGCCCUGUCACCACGUUGCUUGAGUGCAUGCACAAAUUGGGGCACUCCUGUGAAUUCCGUCUCCUGUCCAAAGAAGGCCCUGCCCAUGACCCCAAGUUCCAGUACUGUGUUGCUGUGGGAGCACAAACUUUCCCCACAGUGAGUGCCCCCAGCAAGAAGGUGGCAAAGCAGAUGGCCGCAGAGGAGGCCAUGAAGGCUCUGCAUGAGGAAGCAGCCAGCAUGGAUAACCAGUCUGGAGAUGUGGAAUCACUUGAUGGCUUGGAGCCCAAUAAGAUCGGGAGGAUCGGCGAGCUUGUCAGAUACCUGAACACCAACCCAGUGGGCGGCCUGUUGGAGUAUGCUCGCUCCCACGGCUUUGCUGCUGAGUUCAAGUUGGUCGACCAAUCUGGACCUCCUCAUGAACCCAAGUUCGUUUACCAAGCCAAAGUUGGGGGCCGCUGGUUUCCGGCCGUCUGCGCACACAGCAAGAAGCAAGGCAAGCAGGAAGCAGCGGAUGCGGCCCUCCGUGUGUUGAUUGGGGAGAACGAGAAGGCAGAGCGCAUGGGUUUCACAGAGGUAACCCCAGUGACAGGGGCCAGUCUCAGAAGAACUAUGCUCCUCCUCUCCAGGUCCCCAGAUGCACAUCCAAAGACACUGCCUCUCCGCGGCAGUACUUUCCACGACCAGAUAGCUAUGCUGAGCCACCGGUGCUUCAACGCGCUCACCAACAGUUUCCAGCCCUCCUUGCUGGGCCGCAAGAUCCUGGCUGCCAUCGUGAUGAAGAGAGACGCCGAGGACAUGGGUGUCGUGGUCAGCUUGGGAACAGGGAAUCGCUGUGUGAAAGGAGACUCUCUCAGCCUGAAGGGAGAAACCGUCAAUGACUGCCAUGCUGAAAUCAUCUCCCGGAGAGGCUUCAUCAGGUUCCUCUACAGCGAGCUAAUGAAAUACAACCAUCGUACUGCAAAGGACAGCAUAUUUGAGCCUGCUAGGGGAGGCGAGAAGCUCCAGAUAAAAAAGACUGUCUCAUUCCAUCUCUAUAUCAGCACUGCUCCGUGUGGAGACGGCGCCCUCUUCGACAAGUCCUGCAGCGACCGCGCUGUAGAAAGCACAGAUUCCCGCCACUACCCUGUCUUUGAGAAUCCCAAACAAGGCAAGCUCCGCACCAAGGUGGAGAAUGGGGAAGGCACAAUCCCUGUUGAGUCCAGCGACAUUGUACCCACUUGGGAUGGCAUUCGACUUGGAGAGAGGCUCCGAACCAUGUCCUGUAGUGACAAAAUCCUACGCUGGAAUAUUCUAGGUCUUCAAGGGGCACUGUUGACCCACUUCCUACAGCCUGUGUAUCUCAAAUCUGUCACACUGGGUUACCUUUUCAGCCAGGGGCAUCUGACCCGCGCUAUUUGCUGUCGUGUGACAAGAGAUGGGAAAUCGUUUGAGCAUGGACUACGAUAUCCCUUUACUGUCAACCAUCCCAAGGUUGGUCGAGUCACUGUGUAUGACUCCAAAAGGCAAUCUGGGAAGACGAAGGAGACAAGUGUCAACUGGUGUUUGGCUGAUGGCUUUGACCUUGAAAUCCUGGAUGGUACCAGAGGCACCGUGGAUGGACCAGGGAACGAACUGUCACGGUUGUCCAAGAAGAACAUUUUCCUCCAAUUUAAGAAGCUCUGCUCCUUCCGUUACCGCAGGGAUUUACUGAAACUCUCCUAUGGGGAGGCCAAGAAAGCUGCCCGUGACUACGAGACAGCCAAGAAUUACUUCAAAAAAAGCCUGAGGGACAUGGGCUAUGGGAACUGGAUAAGCAAACCGCAGGAGGAAAAGAACUUUUACCUCUGCCCGGUGCCUAAUGACUGACUGCGUGGGGCAUUUCCCACGGGGUGAGAGGGUGGUCCAUUGCAUUCCUCAUCACAUUGAUCAGGGGUCUGGGGGGCUUUUUUUAAACCCCUUUUUAUUUUAAUGGAACCAUAGUUGGUGGUUUUGAGAACUCUGAGUUCCCAUUUAUCCUGCUUUCUUUGGGAGUUUUAGCGUGGGCCAGGCUGGGGCCCCCUUCUCUUUUCCUGAGUGAAGAGCCAGAGAUCUAAAGGAAGAGAAAAGCAUUUAUCUUUCCACCCAAAUCAUCAGCAGUCACCGAGCACCUACAGCCAUUUCCUCUUUUGUGUUUUGUUAUGUUUUGGGUUUUGGUUUGUUGUUUUUUUCCCCAUUUCCUUUUUUCUUUGUUUGCCACACUGACCUCUUGUGGACUUGAAUAGGUUCCAGUCAGUUCUUUGUGAAUCAUGUCAGGGACUAAUGAUUUCAUUUAUGGGUUCUGCAGGCCCCUCAACUUCCCUUCCCUUCUGGGGUUUCUUCCUGUGGCCAUGACCAUUCUGCUUCUCCUUCCCCACCCCAGAGCACUAAGAGAUGAAUGUAAAGAAUUUGGUGACACAUUUACAAGGGCAGGAGUUGAAAACUGCCCUCGGUGCCAAUGGAAAUGUGCCUGGAACCUGCAAAUCCUACCUGGUGUGGGGUCUUGCGUGUCAGCCAGCUGGGGGAAAGCUGCUGAAAGCUGCACGAGGGAGGUGCUACCCUUCCCCAAGCAGCUAGGGGCGAGAAGCAGCUGGAAUGCACUGGGGAAGCCGCCCAAGCAGUAGCCGAGGCUUCCCCACGCAGGAGGCAGACAUUCCUUGGAAUAUGGCCAAGUUCCCAUCUGCCCUUCCAUCGGAAGCAUUCCUAGGAAUUUACCCUGCCUCCUAUAAGGAGUAGGGCCAGAGAGCCCAACCAACUGAUAGGGGGAAAAAUCCAAGACAUAGCCUUGCAGACAAAUCAUCUCUGCUCGGUUAGAGCUUAGUGAGAAUAAAGGCCAAAAAAAUCAUGUUGGGUCAGAUCACUGUUCCACCUGGUAUAAUACUUCUCAUGGCAUUGAUAACAAGGGGAGUUGGCUAGGCCUUGUGCAAAUUAGGAGUGAGUUGUUGUUAUUGCUAUUUUAAUGCCAGAGAUGUUGAUUCUUAUCUGUGAUUGCACAGAUUUAAAAUUCAGAUUUGAAAUUCAUGCAAGUGCUUUCAUGUUGCCAAAUGGCUUUUGAAGCUGGUUUGCAGGCAGGGCACAGGUCUGAGGCCUUUCUGCCCAUUAGGGAGUCUUGAUGGGUCGACAUACAAGAAGACAGUAGUUAGGUAAAAGGGCAGAUGGUCCUCACAGUCUGUGGUGGACUCCCCUGUCUACAUCUCCACCAAACAUUGACUUGUGCUGUCUGAGCCUAUGGCUUCUAUGGAACCUGCCUUGUGGCUAAGUCAGCCGGACACACUCAAGAGGACAAACAAGGCUCUGCUUCUCCCAGGACUUGAGCCUCUCUUUCCUUUGGAUGGUGUGUCUUCACCUGAAAAAGGCUGUCUGGGCUCCCUCACCCCUGACCUGCUGAUAGUUACCCUCCCUCUGCCCGCCUCUUCAACAGUAGAUAGAUCCACAUUUGCACUUUUAUUCUUCUGGCUACUACUAUACCCUCCAUAUCUAAGACCAAAAAUUGAUCAAGGUAAGAAUGCGUGAUUUUUUAAAUACACCAACAGUGUCUUUGAGGAACACUAAUGGAAUUGUUGUUCCCAAGGACCAGGUAGGGAAAUGGUGCCUGUCUCUGGGGUAGAUAGGGUCUGCUCCCAGACUUUGUGAAUACUGCCACACUUGGAAUAGUAGCUGAUGGCCCAGGAAAUCAGUCCUGGCACCUGCCUCCGAGGCAGAGCAAUCUUGGAGGUCCCCAGCCAUGGGGAGGAGGUGCAUCCUGUGGGCUCUCCAGGCUGAGUGGUUAUCACCCGAUUCCUCAGGGUGUUUGGCCCUCUGGUCCGUCUUGGGCAUUAGAAUCUUGGGCAGAGCUGCCUCAGCCACCUCUUCAUUAGCAAGGAGCACAGGGCUCUACGAUCAGAGCCCUUACUUGACCCCAGGACCUUAGCUAGCAAACUGGUGAUAUUUGGUUUCUGCUGAAGGAAGGCAAUGAGGCAACCCUGCACUCCGCACGCCUGCUGGAAAUGAGCCGCAUCAGGCCCUGUCCUACCGCGUUCCCUUGCCCCUCCGAGUCCCGCAGGACCGAGAGGCACCGCUUCUACCCAGUGUUCUCCUUCCUUGUCCAAUCUUCGUCAAUAAGCAAUGCACCUAACAAUUUUUGUAGUUGAUUUGUCUGAACUGUGGCUAUUGUGUGGUCUUUGAAUAAUCACGUGUGCAAAUUGUCAGUGCUUGAAGCUAUUUCCUUGACUCCAGUUGAAAGGACUUUGUUGGCUUUGGGGUCUCAGCGGUGACUCCCAAGAGCAGAGUGGGGGAAGAGGCCAAGCAUAGCCUUGGUGCUGUGACAGCUGCAGUCCAGUUUUACGAUUAUGCUCUGUGUCCCUAAUGAAUAACAACAUACAUUCCUAAUAAAUAAAUAGUGAAAACCAGAACUAUCA